Messenger RNA from Penicillium taxi, 1566 nucleotides. RefSeq lists its product as uncharacterized. The coding region runs from base 1 to 1566 and encodes 521 amino acids. Gene Ontology annotation, biological process: transmembrane transport. Gene Ontology annotation, molecular function: transmembrane transporter activity. The record is from RefSeq and is a predicted model, not a curated record. NCBI's taxonomy places the organism in Eukaryota, Fungi, Ascomycota, Eurotiomycetes, Eurotiales, Aspergillaceae. The transcript is spliced from 8 exons.
AUGUCUUCUAUAGAGCAGGAUUCCAUUUUAUCUUCCAACUCAUCAUUGCCUAAAGAAAUAAAAACAGAGAAGCCUGUUCAGCAUGAAGACCGAGGAUACCUCACCGGCUUCAAGCUUUAUGCGGUCUUGUCGGCAAUAACUAUGGUCACAUUCCUGAUUUUACUUGACACCUCAAUCAUUGUUACUGCGAUCCCGGUGAUUACUGAUCACUUCCACUCCCUUAGCGAUCUGGGAUGGUAUGGCAGCUCGUAUCAGAUUGCCAGCCCCUCGCAGGAAGAGUCUACAGCAUCUUUCGAACGAAGGUAUCUCCCAGAAAAUCAUUUCUUCACUGCUCUCAAUUGCUCCAUUUACUCACUUGUAAUGAUACAGUGGGCUUUCUUGUUUUUUUUCUUCGUAUUCGAGCUGGGUUCCCUCCUGUGUGGCGUUGCAACGUCUUCCAAGAUGUUUAUUGUGGCUCGAGCAAUUGCUGGUAUGGGAUCGUCUGGCUUAAUCAAUGGUGCCUUAACUAUCAUCUCAUCUAUUAUUCCUCUACAAAAGUCUCCAGCUUAUAUCGGAGUAGUCUUGGGCUUUGCUCAAUUAGGUAUCGCCAUUGGACCCUUGAUAGGAGGCGCAUUUACCGAGUACACAACUUGGAGAUGGUGUUUCUACAUUAACCUUUCCGUUGGUGCUGUGGUCGCAUGCCUCCUUCUCUUCACCCAUAUUCCAGAACAUACCGACAAGCCUUCUUUCAGAUCUAUGAGAAAAACGCUUGUCAGCCAGCUCGACCUGAUUGGGUUUGUUCUGUUCGCACCUGCCGCUAUCAUGUUGCUUCUUGCGCUGGAAUAUGGCCAGAGUACAUCCUCAUGGGGCACCCCAAGGGUAAUUGGCCUUUUCUGCGGUGCAGCUGCGACCUUUGCCAUCUUCAUGGCAUGGGAACGCCGACAAAGAGAAAAAGCGAUGAUUCCACUGGCAAUGAUUGCAAAGCGAUCCGUUUGGUCAAGCUGUAUCGUCAUGCUUGCUCUUUUCUCCGCGCUUCUGUCCGUCUCGUACUACCUCCCUGUCUACUUCCAGGCUGUCAAGAACGAUACUCCAGUUAGGAGUGGAGUGAGUAUGCUACCUGGAAUCUUGGUGCAACUGGUUUUCGCAGUGAUAUGUGGCUUUUUAAGGUUUCAAAUCAUCAUAGGAAUUGGUCGAGGCGCUGCGUUUCAGACGCCUUAUGUCGCGGUGCAAAACAGUCUUCCUCCCAAUCAAAUUUCUGUGGCCAUGUCGAUUCUGUCGUUUAUGCAAACACUCUCAGGUGCGGUAUUCCUCACAUUCGCUGAUGUGAUCUUCUCAACGGGCCUGAAGUCAGAAAUCCCGAAAAACGCUCCAAGCGCCGAUGUCGAAGCUAUUAUCGCUGCAGGUGCCACCAAUUUCCGGACUAUUGUGUCGAGUGAAGACCUCCCUGGAGUUCUAGAAGGUUACGCCAAGAGUAUUGAUCAUGUCUUCUACUUGGCCGCUGCCCUUGGUGUCGUUUGUACAGCUUUUGGCUUUGGGAUGGGUUGGAAAGAUAUUCGAAAGAAGAAUACUGGCCAAGAAAAGUUCUAG